Telopea speciosissima is the source of this 1719-nucleotide messenger RNA. RefSeq names its product mitogen-activated protein kinase homolog NTF3-like. Gene Ontology annotation, biological process: protein phosphorylation; intracellular signal transduction. The transcript has 3 exons. The record is from RefSeq and is a predicted model, not a curated record. Bases 332 to 1438 code for a protein of 368 amino acids. Lineage: Eukaryota; Viridiplantae; Streptophyta; Magnoliopsida; Proteales; Proteaceae. Gene Ontology annotation, cellular component: cytoplasm; nucleus. Gene Ontology annotation, molecular function: ATP binding; MAP kinase activity.
AAUGGGUUUGGAGUCCGAAUCCAAGAGAAGCAGAGGUUCCUCCACUUUGGGAGUUCGUUGGGGAAAUUUUAUACUCUUAGCUCAUUGACCUUCCUUUUUCGUUUCUCUUUUUUUUCUUUUUGAGUUUGAGGGAAAUCCAUCGUAUAUUCUCAAUUCUAUCACAGAAGUACGGUAAUUUGACUCAGGGACGAGUUAGAAGAUGUAGGAUGUCAGCAUUGAUGUCAAUCGCAGGAGGGUUAUUGGAAAGAAAACUGCAUAAAUAGAAGAAUUCGAAGAUUUCGUGACUGAUAUCUAAAGGUUUACUAACUCGCUGCAAGUAACUUGCAGGGAAAUGGCUACUCUGGUUGAGCCGCCUAAUGGAAGGGGAUCCCAAGGGAAACAUUACUACUCGAUGUGGCAAACGUUGUUCGAGGUUGAUACAAAAUAUGUUCCCAUUAAGCCCAUCGGUAGAGGAGCUUAUGGUAUAGUGUGCUCUUCUAUCAACAAGGAAACGAAUGAGAAAGUUGCAAUUAAGAAGAUUAAUAAUGCCUUUGAGAAUCGUACUGAUGCACUGAGAACUCUGCGGGAACUGAAACUCCUUCGGCAUCUACGACAUGAGAAUGUGAUUGUUUUGAAGGAUGUAAUGAUGCCUAUCCAUAGGAGAAGUUUCAGGGAUGUUUAUCUGGUUUACGAACUUAUGGAUACAGAUCUCCAUCAGAUUAUCAAAUCUUCUCAGGCACUUACAAAUGACCACUGCCAAUAUUUCAUCUUGCAGUUGCUUAAAGGAAUGAAGUAUCUCCACUCAGCAAACAUUCUUCACCGGGAUCUGAAGCCUGGAAACCUCCUUGUGAAUGCAAAUUGUGAACUUAAGAUCUGUGAUUUUGGACUGGCACGCACCAGCAGCACCAAAGGCCAGUUCAUGACUGAGUAUGUUGUUACCCGUUGGUAUAGAGCCCCUGAACUUCUCCUCUGCUGCGAUAAUUAUGGGACCUCUAUUGAUGUCUGGUCGGUGGGAUGUAUUUUUGCCGAGCUUCUUGGUCGAAAACCUGUCUUUCCUGGUACUGAGUGCCUCAAUCAGCUCAAACUGAUCAUCAGCGUUCUUGGAAGCCAGAGUGAGGCAGAUCUUGAGUUCAUUGACAACUCAAAGGCUAGGAAGUACAUCAAGUCACUCCCAUAUUCCCCUGGGACCCCCUUUUCCCAGUUAUAUCCCAAUGCAAAUCCUUUGGCAAUUGACCUAUUGCAGAGAAUGCUCGUCUUUGAUCCAUCUAAAAGAAUUAGUGUCACGGAAGCUCUCCAACAUCCUUACUUGUCGGCUCUGUAUGACCCAAAAGGCAACCCUCCUGCCCAGGUCCCAAUCGACCUUGACAUAGAUGAGGACUUGGAUGAAGAAAUGAUCAGGGAGAUGAUGUGGAAAGAAAUGCUUCACUACCAUCCUGAAGUAGCUUCGGCCAAUGCGUAAGAAAACCACCAUUCUGUGGAAAGGUCUGUGAAGCAGCUUCCUUCUUCCAUUUUAUUUUCUUGAAGAUGCAUGCAUUAGAGGUUUGUGUUGUUGGUGCAUGAGAUUAGUUUUAAGAAUUGUUUUUUGGUUCAAGCUGGUCUGCAUGGUAUGUGGCCUCUUUAAGUUGUACAUUAAGUGUGCUGUUGUAUGUGGUAUGGACACUUCAGUCUCUUUGUACAUUCACGCUUAUAUAUAUGUACUGCAAUGGUAUAAAGUUGUGGUUGUUUUCCUGUCUUGUGGAA